Messenger RNA from Symbiodinium sp. CCMP2456, 1937 nucleotides. Lineage: Eukaryota; Dinophyceae; Suessiales; Symbiodiniaceae. The record is from the annotation of a GenBank genome assembly.
GCCGCCGCUUAAGCGACCAGCGCCUUUCCCGGGAGGCAAAACGCGCCCAGACAAGCCGGACAAGGAUGUGGUGACAGAUUUAGCUUGUGAUGGUGCAGCUGUGUCGUCAGAGCAGAGCAAAUCGCUGAUAGAAGCUUCGCCGUCACCAGAACCUGUUGCUGUUGCGGGGAAUCCCCCUGUCUGUGCCGAGUCUGCUACUGCGUUUCGGUGGCGGUUACGUGAUGGUGGAGAGUGGCUGCGUUUGAUCCAUGAUUGGCAUUUGGUUCCACGGCUUGUGAAAACAGUUGCCGAGCGUUCCAAAGACGCCUGGCUGAGUGAAAAAGAGAUACACAUUCUUCGUGAGGUGUUGGUAUCUUUUCUGAGAAGUCGGGGUUUGAAGUGUUCGGCAGCUGUCGAGCCUGGCCAGCCCUUGGCCUUGGAGCUUUGGGAAGGUUUAUUUCGCUUGUGUGGUGAUGUGGAUCAACAGUUGCCCUCUCUGCUACGUGAAGGGGUUCCCACGGGCAUUUUGCGUACCAUCCCGCCUUCGGGGGUUUGGCGGGAAACUGAAGUACCGGAGCGCCCAAAUCUUGAGCUGCACACUUUCGACACCCCGCGGGGGUCUGCGCGGGAAGAUUGCCGUACUGCUUGCGAGUUGGUUGAGGAGGAUGUCAAGGCCGGUUUCGCUGUGUGGUUGGAUGGCGGCCUCGCAGAAGCCAAGAGGCAGUUUGGUGAUAACUGUGCAGCGGGCCGCCUGGGGGUCGUCAAGAAAGCCGGGUCCGCUCCCCGUGUAAUUGGUGACAGUUCGAUUUCAAACGCAAAUCAUCUUUGCCGCAUAUCGGAGAAGGUGGAGAUGCCGUCUCUUGAAGAUGUUUCGCAGUUUCUUUCGAGGAGGCAAGGUGUGCGCUGGAUUGCCUUUCUCAUGGAUAUCAGCAAGGCACACAAGCGGGUCAAAGUCGCGCCCAAGGAGCGCGGGUUUUCUUUGUUUGCUGUCAUGGAACCUGGUGGAAGGAGGAGGUGGGUGGUCUACAACACUUGCCAUUUUGGAUGUAGCUGGGCCGCCUACUGGUGGAGCCGUGUAGCAGUCGGAUUCAUACGCUUGGGUCAUCGCGUUCUUUGGCAUGGGCACUUUCUCGUGAUUUAUGUCGACGAUUCACUGUCACUCUUUCCAGCAAGUUCCGCGCCGAUCAUGGCAUGUUUGCAGGCGGUUUUAGCUUGUGCGCUUGGGCUCCCACUGUCGUGGCACAAGAUGGACUUGGGCUCGCCCGUGAAGUGGAUAGGGUGGUGUUUGCGAUUGGAUGGGGUGCCUGUCGCAACGCUACCCGAUGAGAAGGCAGCAAGACUUUGCUCUGUGCUACGUCAACUGGCUUCAAGCACCAAGUGUUGCAGUCGCAAGGAGAUCGAAUCUUUCCUAGGGUGGCUGAAGCCCUGGCUGAGUGUUUUCUUCCAUAUGCUGCGCAAGCCAACGCUGCGGUUUCUGCAACUUGAUCGUCGGCAGUUGGCUGAAUUAGAGGACCUGCUGCAGACCGACCUGGCAGUGAAAGCAGAUGCUGUGUUGUCGGAUGCCCGGAAGGGUUGGAAGCUAUUGGAGUGCAGCGGGCAUGAGGCCCGCCCUGCGAGUUGGCAAGAUCUUUUGCGUUGGAAAAAUGGCAUGGCUUGGCUGAAGUUUGGUGAUUGGACCUGCGACUCGGUGAAACCAUGUGCAGAGGAGAAGCAAGUUGCUGGCUUCUUCUUGCAACUCAUCGAGGCUAGAGUGCGGGUGCAGUUGGUUGAGCUGGAGCAAAAGGCCAUCGUGGCAGCCGCAGAUGCCUUUGCUGAUGCGCAUGAAGCAGGCUUGGGAGGCUGGUGGCUGCCUGCCGGCAGCCCGCUCGAGGUCGGCCAGAUACGCUGGUUCUCUUUCAAGGUUCAACUGGCAGAUCUUCCAUCUUGGUUUCGACCGCAGCGUCAGAGUGGUCAACCUG